Suillus subalutaceus is the source of this 948-nucleotide messenger RNA. RefSeq lists its product as uncharacterized. The transcript has 5 exons. The record is from RefSeq and is a predicted model, not a curated record. Lineage: Eukaryota; Fungi; Basidiomycota; Agaricomycetes; Boletales; Suillaceae. Bases 1 to 948 code for a protein of 315 amino acids.
AUGACCCUAUCAAGGGAAGAAGGCAAGAAUGCACACCCUUUCUGGUAUGCCCUGGUAUUAUGUGCCUUUCACAUCCGGGUAUUGCAUACUGGACCGCAAGCUCAAAACCAUUUGUCUCAAAGUGUUGAAGUUCUUUGGAUUCAAUGGCUUGGAGCGGAUCCUACUUAUCGCUGGGGCCUUAAAGAAGCAUGCCUACCCAAGGUCGGAUUUGUCCCUGAGACUGAUGACAAUGCUUUUGGCUUCCUCGACCCUUCGCUCAUCAUCCGUGGCUGCCAUCUUAUUCCUGUCUUCUCAGAGGGGCGUUCAAGUGCUCUUCUCAGACAUGGUACUUCACUCGCAAGAUUUCAGCACGAAACAGAUGAUUGGGCAUUCUUUUAUGUAAAUAUUUUUGCAGAUCAGGAUAUGUUUGCACGAUUUGUUGGGAUUGGCAUUGGACACGAGGUCCAUUAUGAAGAUGAGUUGCCUGACAAAGAUGAUGUCGACCCAGUGGAAGACAAUGUUGAGGAUAGUGACAUCAAGGGAGAUGAUACUGAGGAUGAAGAUGGUGAGAGUGACAGCAAUAGCAGUGAGGACAGUAGUAGCAGCACUGCUGAGGAUGUUGAUGUUGAUGUCGAUGAGUUCGUCCUUGGUUCGGUCCAUGGUUCCAAAUUUUGGGCGGACCAAACCAGAAUGAGGUUCAUGGUCCACUGUCUCCCAAAUGGUUCAGACAUAGGUUCAGACCUUCCUGAACCGAAGCUUCCUUGCUGCAUUGGCGAGGCACACACUUAUGGUCAUUUUGACUUCUGGAUCCUCAAGCUUUGCACCAACUUUUGCAUGAUUUCAAAGGCUCUACAGGACAGUUUUUGGACAGUAUCUCUUCUACAUGCAAUGAUUUCUGCAGGAUUCAAGAAAACUCAAAUUAUUUAUAACAAUGGCCUUGUGGGCGCUUUUCAUGAUGCUCGAUUGUGA